AUGGGAGACAAAGAGGCUGUUUUGAGCCGGCACCGGGCCGAGAAAAAAAAUCUACAAAAUCAAAUCACUGGGAUGAAGAAACAGGCAACGAAAUCCAAACGGAAAGAGGUCAACGCUCGUUGCGAAGAACUCGAGUACCAGAUGCGUGUCAAACACGAACAGGAGCUGGCAGAAGAAGACGAGGAAGAAGUGGGGACCGCUCCAGGUGCCGACGUGACACCUGAAAAAUUACUGGAACAAUUGAAUUUGAACAAACCUGAGGAUAGUGUUGAUCCUGUGGACCAGGACGUCGAGCAGAAGCAGCAAAGUGCUCCAACACCACAGCCAAAAAAGAAACGCAAUCGUCAGCGCGAAAAAAUUGCCCAGCGUAAUGCGGAAAUCGCCCGCAUGAAAGAUGCAGCGGCCCAGGAAGCCGCAGAAAUGCCCGAUUAUCGCAAGAUGGAACAAGACAGUCUCGACGAGAUAUGUCGUGUAAACAAGCUGCAACAACACGACAUUCAGCCCGAUGGACAUUGUCUCUUUGCCUCCAUUUUAGACCAAAUCCAGACUCGGCAUCACAACGAUUGCGAGUACGACUUUCCAGCUACCUAUGCCGAAAUCACUACUGCUCAAGAUUCCAAAGAUGUCAACUUCAGCGUCUACGCACUGCGCUCCCUUGCUUGUUGCUACAUUCGCGAGCACCCAGACGACUUUGUGCCGUAUCUGUUCGACGAAGCCACAUUAAGUGUCAAAGACAUCUCGGACUACACCAAGAGUAUGCAAGAAACGGCCGAGUGGGGUGGUGAGGUUGAGAUCCUCGCCUUGGCCAAAGUUCUGAAAUGUUGUAUCUCCGUUCUAAUGAGCGGUAGAGCCACCCACAAAGUGAACGAACAGGAAUUGACCAAUCCACAGCUCAAGUUGGUGUACUACAAGCAUAGUUAUGCGCUUGGUGAGCAUUACAAUUCUCUUCGCGAUGAGUGA
Lachancea lanzarotensis is the source of this 960-nucleotide messenger RNA. It is a transcript of the gene OTU2, whose product is annotated as LALA0S02e01024g1_1. Lineage: Eukaryota; Fungi; Ascomycota; Saccharomycetes; Saccharomycetales; Saccharomycetaceae. Gene Ontology annotation, molecular function: cysteine-type deubiquitinase activity. Gene Ontology annotation, biological process: protein deubiquitination. The record is from RefSeq and is a predicted model, not a curated record. The transcript has a single exon. The coding region runs from base 1 to 960 and encodes 319 amino acids.